Molecule: messenger RNA, 3414 nt
Organism: Daktulosphaira vitifoliae (grape phylloxera)
Lineage: Eukaryota; Metazoa; Arthropoda; Insecta; Hemiptera; Phylloxeridae
Gene: Tao
Product: serine/threonine-protein kinase Tao
Exons: 17
Coding region: 399-3101 (900 amino acids)
Biological process (GO): protein phosphorylation
Molecular function (GO): ATP binding; protein kinase activity
Source: RefSeq, a predicted model, not a curated record
CGAUCGUGUUCACUGUUCCAUUUUUAUUAACAAUUUUAAUAACUCUUUUCGCUCUUUUAAUGUUAUUUUAAUUUUUAUUCAACUAUUUAAUCAUUCAUAAUCUUAUCUUAUUGGUUUCCUUAUAUCUAUACAUUUAUCAUAGAUAGUGAUCAAAAAACAUUUUUCCAACGAAACUAUUUUUCAGACGAAUUAUGAAAAAUAUAAUCUAAUUAACCAUAAUGAAUUCUGCAAGUGUUGUUAUCUAGUGUGCUGGUGACGGUGUGUUAUCGAUUUCGGAACAAUGACGAAGAAGAUAAAACAUUGGAUCGUAGUUGAAAAUAUUAUAAAUAACAUAAAAUGUAAGUCUUGUAUCUUAUCAUUUUUUCAUAUUUGAAGAAGUUAGCAAAGUAAUAUUCAUAAUGCCAGCUAUUCCUAGACCAGGUAGUCUUAAAGACCCAGAAAUAGCUGAACUUUUUGAUAAAGAUGAUCCAGAUAAAAUAUUUGAAGAUUUACGAGAAAUUGGUCAUGGAAGUUUUGGUGCUGUGUAUUAUGCCAGAUGUUCACUUACAAAAGAAAUUGUGGCCAUAAAAAAAAUGUCUUACCUAGGGAAACAAAGCAUGGAAAAAUGGCAGGAUAUAUUAAAAGAAAUAAGAUUUUUAAGACAUUUAAAUCAUCCAAAUACUAUUGAAUACAAAGGAUGCUUUUUACGAGAUCAUACUGCAUGGUUGGUAAUGGAGUAUUGUUUAGGUUCAGCGUCAGAUAUAAUAGAAGUACAUAAAAGGCCACUUAUGGAAGAAGAAAUUUCUGCUAUUUGUGACGGGGUAUUAAAAGGACUUAAUUAUCUUCAUUCACUUGGUCGUAUACAUCGAGAUGUUAAAGCAGGCAAUAUUCUUCUUACAGAAAAUGGAACUGUUAAACUUGCUGAUUUUGGUUCUGCAAGUACAAAAUGUCCAGCCAACAGUUUUGUUGGUACACCUUAUUGGAUGGCUCCUGAAGUUAUAUUAGCUAUGGAUGAAGGUCAAUAUGAUGGCAAAGUAGAUGUAUGGUCUUUGGGUAUUACAUGUAUAGAAUUAGCUGAAAGAAAACCACCAUACUUCAAUAUGAAUGCAAUGAGUGCUCUUUAUCAUAUAGCUCAAAAUGAUACUCCAACUCUUCAAUCUUCUGAAUGGAGUAACACAUUUUGUCAUUUUGUUGAGUUAUGUCUUCAAAAAAAUCCAUCUGAACGUCCAUCUUCUACCAAGCUUCUGACACAUCAAUUGUUAGUUCGUCCAAGAUCACCCCAUGUUCUUAUUGAUCUAAUUCAACGAACUAAAGCUGCUGUAAGAGAUUUGGAUAACCUGAACUAUAGAAAAAUGAAGAAAAUUCUGAUGGUUGACUCAUAUGAGACUGAGAGCACUGUAGGUGAUACUGAUGACACGGCUGAUGAACACACAGGAGGUGAAAGCAGUAAAAGUAAUAGUAUUACUUCAGAACAUUCAAUUCAAUCAAUUGGUAUCAGUGCUUCAUCACAUAGUAGUUCCACUAAUAGUACGCCAAACAUGAACGAAAUCACUAAUAUGAGCACUAAUGAUCAUUAUCCAACAGCUAGGAAUCGUCACAAACAAUCAAGUAAUAAUUCCAUUGUAUCAAAUGAACACAUACCACUUGGAGCACCUAAUAAUUUUGCAACUAUUCGAACAACUUCUAUUGUUACUAAACAACAAAAAGAACAUAUGCAAGAAGAAAUGCACGAACAGAUGUCAGGCUACAAAAGAAUGAGAAGAGAACACCAAGGAGCAUUAAUAAAACUUGAAGAUAGAUGCAAGUUAGAAAUGGAAAGCCACAAACAGUUAUUAGACAAAGAAUAUGAAACAUUAUUGCAACAAUUCAGUAAAGAACUUGAAAAAAUACAAAUUAAACAUCAGCAAGAAUUAGAAAAAAAGAUGAAACAAAACAGUGCAGCUGAAAAAAAAAUAAUGAAAGAAAUAACAAAUAGACAAGAAGCUGAUCGUAAAGCAUUUGAUGCUCAAAGAAAGAAAGAUUAUAAGACUAAUAAAGAACGUUGGAAACGUGAACUUUCUUUAGACGAGUCAACACCAAAACGACAAAAAGAUGCUGUUUUACAGACUCAAAAAGAAAAUCUCAAACAAAUUGAGGCUCAAGAGGAACACAGACUUAUAAGAGGUCAAAAAGACUACUUGGAACUUGAAAUACGUAAAUUUCGUAGAAAAAGACUUAACCAGUUUCAUUUAUUUGAACAAGGAUUGUUAAGAGAAGAACUUAGUAAAAGGCAACAUCAAUUAGAAACUGCUCAUUCAAUGUUACUACGACAUCAUGAAGAUACAAGAAAUUUAGAAACCAGACAACAAAGAGCAGUCCAUGCCUUACGUGCUGACCAAGUUACCAGACAACAUGAAACUGAAUUGCAACACCAACAUGACUAUUCAGCUCGUGCUCAUCGAGAUUUACGAAAAAGGCAUGCUAUGCAAUUGCGACAACAACCUAAAAGUCUCAAACAAAAAGAAAUGCAAAUUCGAAAACAAUUUCGAGAAACUUGUAAAACGCAAACUCGACAGUACAAAGUACUGAAAGCUCAAGUUUUAGCGACUACCACCAAAGAUGAACAAAAAACUGUCAUUAAAAAGAUGAAAGAAGAACAACGACGAAAGUUAGCUUUAUUAGGAGAACAAUAUGAACAAAGUAUUUCAGAAAUGUUGCAAAAACAAUCUAUUCGCUUAGAUGAAUCACAAGAAGUAGAAUGUCAUGUACUCAAAGAACGUUUGAGAUAUGAAUUAGAAAUACUAAUUGCAUAUCAAUCAAAAAAUAAAAUGCAGGCAGAUGCACAGAGAAAUCGUGAAAAAAAAGAACUUGAAGAUCGAAUUUCAGUACGAAGAUCUUUAUUGGAACAAAAAAUGGAAAUGGAGACUGCUCAAUUUCUUCAAGAAAGAGCUGAACGCAUUCGUCUUCUAAGAGAAAGGCAAGAACAUGAGUUAGAACAGUUUGAUGAAGAAUCUACACGACUUGGUUUUAGUGCCCUUGCAAUAGCUGAAGCUUCGUCAUUAGAAGAAGAUAGUUUAUCAGGCAGUAUAUUAAGCUUAGCGCGUAGCAAUAGUACCAAUUCUUUUCCAGAUGGAAAUCUAUAGCCAAAAUGGUAUUUUUAUUAUUUGUUACUCCUAGCCAUUUUAACAGCUUUUAAUGUACACAUAUCAAUGAUAGACAAAUUUUUGUUGUAUUUAAAUUUUGUUCUACUUAAUUUUUUAUCCUAUAUUAGAAUUCCUAAUUAAUUAACUGAAUAUAAUUAACAUCAUACUAGAAAACAAAUUAACAAGUAUAGUAUUGUACUAUAUCAUAACAAAAUAUUUGUUUGAUUACUAUUUAUGAAUUAUUAUUACCAUCCCUACUAUAUAAUCCUUAAUACAUUUUAUAGACUAUGUUAAUUUUGUAUUAAUUAAUCAU